Molecule: messenger RNA, 1479 nt
Organism: Arabis nemorensis
Lineage: Eukaryota; Viridiplantae; Streptophyta; Magnoliopsida; Brassicales; Brassicaceae
Source: the annotation of a GenBank genome assembly
AUGUCAUUAAUGUAUCCGAAAAAGUUGGAUACUGAUUCCAAAGAUAUAAUCAGCAGACUACCAGAAGCUCUUAUUCACCACAUCUUGUCCUUCCUUUCCACAAAAGAAGCUGCUUUAACAUCGCUUCUCUCGAGAAAAUGGCGGUUUCUCUUCGCUUUGGUUCAAAAUCUUGAUUUUGAUGAUCGGUUAUAUAUGAAACCUGAUUUGGUUAACCAAGAAAGUACUUUGAUUCAUAAAACUUUUAUAGAGUUUGUGGAUAGAGUAUUGGGUUUGCGGGGGAGUUUUCCUGUAAACAAGUUCACUUUAAAGUGUGGAAAUGGUGUUGAUGAUGUUAGUGUCAAGCGUUGGAUAUACACUGUGUUGGAGCGUGGUGUAUCGGAUCUUGAUUUACGCAUUGCCAUACAUUGGGAUGAUCUGUUUCCUUCAGAAGUCUUUGUGAGCAAGUCACUAGUUAGGUUAAGAAUAGGAGCUAGAAAUGGUCUCGUCUUUGGAGGUGCUCUCUUCAUUGAACCAGAACAUGUUUGCCUUCCAAAGCUGAAGACUCUUUAUAUUGACUCGGUUCUGUUUGAAUAUCAAAAUAUUUGUCUCGCCAAGCUUCUUUCAGGUUGUCAUGUCCUUGAGGAAUUAAUUGUGAUUAAUCUUUGGUGGAAUCAUUGGGAGUCUUGCUCUGUGUCCGUUCCAACUCUCAAGAGACUAACGUUCUGUACCGAGGGCUAUCAGGAAAGCCCGAAGAGUGUUACGUUUGAUACUCCAGCUCUUGUCCACUUUGAAUAUUCCGAUACUAUUGCAUUAAAGUAUGAAAAAUUGAAUUUUGAUUCGCUCGUUGAAGCUAGCCUCAAUCUUCGAGUGGGAUAUGAGGAGGUAGGAAUUGUAGAAUUACCGGAUCAGGAACCACUUAGAGUACACGCGAUGGUUGGCGAUGCAACAGAACUACUUAUGGGAAUACGCAAUGUUCAGAUCCUUUACUUAUCUGCCAACACUAUUGAGGUACUUACGUUCUGUUGCAAAGCAAUACCGAUAUUCAACAACCUGACUCAUUUAACUAUUGAGAGUAACACAGAAGUUGGAUGGGAAUCAUUGCCGAAUCUGCUCAAGAAUUGUCCAAAUCUGAAAACACUCAUUUUCCAUGGACUCCUCCACAAAUCUACAGAUAGAUGUGGAGACGUGUGCCGGUGCAAACCUCUGAAGGAUAAUCCUACUUGCCUAUCAUCAAGUCCGGUGAAGGUUAUAAAGAUACGGAAGUUUGGAGAAAUUGAUAACAAUACAGAAUUAGCUCAGAUCAAGCAUUUCUUGGAGUCAAUGCCGCAUCUUGAACAGCUCGUUGUAUGCUACGAUACAUCAAUUGAAGAAAAUCUGCUUAAAGUAUCCAAGCAACUUCAGAAGCUUCCUACACUAGCUUCAGCUAAGUGCAAGAUCCAAGUAAUCUCCAAUAACCUCAGCAUUUCAUUUACUCUUUCCUCUUCCUUAUCGAUGAAAUGA